Messenger RNA from Bacillus rossius redtenbacheri, 3250 nucleotides. RefSeq names its product brahma-associated protein of 60 kDa (gene Bap60). Lineage: Eukaryota; Metazoa; Arthropoda; Insecta; Phasmatodea; Bacillidae. Gene Ontology annotation, cellular component: SWI/SNF complex; nucleus. Gene Ontology annotation, molecular function: transcription coregulator activity. The record is from RefSeq and is a predicted model, not a curated record. Gene Ontology annotation, biological process: regulation of transcription by RNA polymerase II. The transcript is spliced from 9 exons. Bases 234 to 1796 code for a protein of 520 amino acids.
GUUAGUCUAUGAGUUUUAGUAUUAUGAUUAUGUCUGUUUUAUUCGAUGGUAUUUUCUAUAUUUUUGUUUUUGUGUAAUGUACAGCCGCGAGUGUGGUAAUUUACUGUGAAGUGUUAUUUUAUUAUACCUUCAAGAAACUUCAUAAACUGAAUUUAAGUAAAUACGUUAAAAAAUCCUUUGUGUAGUCUCGUUGGUUGCGAGGAUUGUGUGUAUGCAUGGUAAUGAUAUGAAAAAUGGCGCAAAGAUUCAGCGGCCCUCAGCCUAACGCAAAUUCUGGGCCUGCCCCACAAAGGUAUCCACCGCCUCCUGUUCCACCGCUAAGGCAGUAUGCUGGACCUACAUUCCCGCCGAGGCCAGGGUUCACGACCGCCUCCCCCAUGGGCACCGCGGCCGGGCCCAACAUGAUGGCCAGGCCGCAGCAGCAGGCGCCCUACACGCCCAUGAGGCAGGGCCCCGUCGCCCCGCAGACGGGCGGCAAGCGCGCGGCCGACGCCCGGCCCCCUCCCUCGCAGCCCAAGAGUGAGUUCUCCCACUCGACGAGUAAAAAGAAGAAGAAGUUGGCUGAUAAAAUCUUGCCGCAGAAAGUGCGUGACUUGGUUCCGGAAUCGCAAGCGUACAUGGACCUCCUGGCUUUCGAGAGGAAACUGGAUUCUACCAUUAUGAGAAAAAGACUUGACAUACAGGAGGCACUGAAACGUCCGAUGAAGCAGAAAAGGAAGCUCCGUAUCUUUAUUUCCAACACGUUCUACCCGGCCAAAGAACCGGCCGAGGGGGAGGAUGGAAGUGUUGCGUCUUGGGAGCUGCGUGUGGAAGGCAGACUUCUGGAGGACAGCAAAAACGAUCCCAAUAAAGUCAAGAGAAAAUUCUCUUCGUUCUUCAAAAGUCUGGUCAUUGAACUUGACAAAGACCUGUAUGGUCCAGAUAACCACUUAGUAGAAUGGCACAGAACUUCCACAACCCAAGAAACAGAUGGCUUCCAGGUAAAACGACCAGGGGACAAAAAUGUACGCUGCACAAUUCUGUUGCUGCUCGAUUACCAACCUCUGCAGUUCAAGCUAGAUCCGCGGUUGGCAAGACUGUUGGGCGUUCACACUCAGACGAGGCCAGUGAUCAUCAGUGCAUUGUGGCAGUAUAUCAAGACCCACAAACUGCAGGAUGCUCACGAACGAGAGUACAUCAACUGCGACAAGUACUUGGAACAGAUAUUCACUUGCCCAAGAAUGAAAUUUGCCGAGAUUCCACAGCGUUUGAAUCCGUUACUCCACCCUCCGGAUCCAAUUGUCAUCAACCAUGUGAUUAGCGUGGAAGGAGCUGAGCAGAAGCAGACCGCUUGCUACGACAUCGAUGUUGAAGUGGACGAUACCCUAAAGACUCAGAUGAACAAUUUCCUCUUGUCUACCGCAAGUCAACAGGAAAUUCAGAGUUUGGACAACAAAAUUCAUGAAACUGUGGAGACCAUAAACCAACUGAAAACCAACCGGGAGUUCUACUUAAGUUUUGCGAAGGAUCCACAGCAGUUCAUCAACAAGUGGAUCAUCUCCCAAACCAGGGAUCUGAAGGUCCCUGUUCAGCCCUUGUUUUACACUUACUGUCAGUCCUGUAUGAUUGCAUGGUUCACUUCACUGUACUUCUUCUUUCAAUAUAAGAUGUCUGAACUUUUUACCUUAUACGUAUUUUCUUAUAAUUUUCAAUAUAAUUUUUUAUUGGAUAUUUUCGUGACAGUGAAAGAAAUGGUAGUUGUUAAAAAUUUAUAUGGAGAUAUUUUUAAUUUAAAUAUAUUUUGUGUUGUAAAUUAAUUGUAUGUAAUUUAACUGACAAAAACAUUUUUAUCUCUGUAAACAAAUUGAGAAUAAUAACAUAAAUAGUACAGUAGAACCGUGUUAUAAUGUUUUCCUGCUUAUAUCAUCAUAUUAUUUUUGAAGUCCCAACAUUUUCUUCAUAAGGACAAUAUUUAUUUCCUGCAUAUAACAUUUCAUUGCAUACUGCUUAUAAUUUGCUUGAUAAAUUUCAAUACAUGCAAAAAAAAAAUUUUGAAACAUAACUAUUCUAAUACUUAUCCCAUCUGUGAAGUUUAACAUGCUAAAAGGUUUACUUUAUACUUUAUGUGCAUUUUUGUUUACAAUCACUGCGAUAUCAUAGAUGUAGAUUGUUCAAAUAGGAUUGUGUAGCAAAACAAAAUGUAAGUGUUCCAAAACACUUUACUACAUGUUAGUGCUGGCUAAUGCUGUAUAUUUAUUAUAUCAAAGGUACACACCGUUUGCAGUUGCGUGUCUGUCGGCACCCUUGUCUUGAAGAAGGAAAAAAAAAUUACAAAUCAUUCUAUUCCUUGCCAUUCUAGUGUUUUUUUUUUUUUUUAAAUAUGUAUGUACAUAUCCUACAACUAUUCAGCAAUGACAAGAAUAAAAAACAAAGUGUUUUCUAUUGCAAAGAAUUUUAUCGUUAUCAAAAAUUGUGAAUCUUGUACAGAAAUGUUGCAGUGUGUUUUUAAAUGCAAAUAAAAUAGAAGCUGGAAGCUUGAUGAAGUUGAAAAAAAUGUUGGCUUGGUUAAGCAAAUUCGUGCAUCGAAUGUAUUUUUCAGUGGUUUUAAUUUUAAAUUUGUUUAGUUAGCUUGAUGAGUCAGUUGGUAAAAAGUUCAAACUCUGACAAUUGCCCUGUAACGUUUUCCAGCUUAUAAUGGUUAUUCCUUAUGCCCCCUUUAAAAACAUAACGGGGUUAUACUGUUAUAGAGAACAAAUAAAAGCUAAUGAUAGUGUACGUUUGUGGAGCAGCAAUCACCGUGCUAUAACUGCAGUGUUUGGAAAUGGUGUUUACUCCACGUUGCAAACAUACAACGAAUGUCCUGCCGUAGUCGAACGAAAACUGGCAUAUUGUCGCAAGAUAAGUACUGGAACAUUUUGCUUGUGCUUUUGUGUUGUAGACGAUGACGGAUGUCGUGGGCAAUCCGGAAGAAGAGAGAAGAGCAGAGUUCUUCUUCCAGCCGUGGGCCCAGGAAGCCGUGUGCAGAUACUUCUAUACCAAAGUGCAGCAGAAACGUGCAGAACUCGAGCAAGCUCUCGGCAUACGCAAUGCCUGAGCUGCAGUCGGACAUUUUGGUGUUUUGUAUCCUGCCUGUGUGUGUGUGUGUGUUGCAGAUUUACAUAACUUUGUAGUUUUUACCUUUAUUAAGUGUUUUAAAAUUCUUUCUCAAAAUACAGUUUGGCGUAGACUAUUUUAGACAGAUUUGUUUUCAGUAUUAAAUGUGUUACUAAGU